AUGUCACAGUACGGUACAGCAUACUGCCUAAAAUGUCAAAAACACUUCUGCUUUUGUCCAGAGUCCAUCAAUUAUCACAUACUUUCAGAAGAAGAAGAAGACAACUCUCUGAUUUGCUCCGAAUCAAUAGAAUCUACUCCAUCUCCGGAGGCACCUGCAUCAACGGCACCCGGACCAUCCACCACCACCACCACCACCACCAAAAACAUACAACAAAAACAAAGUUGCCAUUGCAAUAAAAGGGAAAAAGCGUCAGCCCUACCAAACCAACCAACAAAAAAACAUAACUAUACAGGUACAUUAUAA
Acanthoscelides obtectus is the source of this 306-nucleotide messenger RNA. The record is from the annotation of a GenBank genome assembly. Lineage: Eukaryota; Metazoa; Arthropoda; Insecta; Coleoptera; Chrysomelidae.